AGCGAGUUUACCAUAUCUUAAACCGACCACAUAUGUUUGCAUUUGUUUCAUGUAAGGCUUCACUUCAGCACGUAGAUAUGCAUAAUCUGAUGAUGGGUAGUCAAAAUACAAAGAUUUCUUUUCUUUGUUUCAUUUUUUUCAUAAUUUUAUUGGAUACAUGUUCAGGUGACUGUUUUCAACAGACUGCUAAACCAGGACAGGAAAAUACUCAACUAACCAUGAGCUUCGCAUGGGAUGUCAUGGAACAGACAUUUUCCAAUGUUACGAAAAACAGACCCUCAUAGGACGGUGUGUUGCGCUAACUAUGGCUUCUUGUUCUAUAGAACCACAACACGUAGGCAUUUACAAAAUGAGUUCUACUCAUGACCUGAAGUCCGUCACCAUCACCAUUAUAACGUUCACUGAGACGCUUUCAGGAAAUUACAGCUGCUUCAAGACAAACGACGAAUAUAGAAAAACUAUUUGCUUAACAGCAGAACCACCAGUUUUAUCGUCAGCCUCUUCGACAGGUCUAGUGGUCAGAGAAAUUGUUGGCAUCGUUCUUGGUGCCUUUGCGGCGAUUGCAAACAGUAUCAACUACUCUAGCGUUUUCUAGCAUAUUGGUCACCAAGAUGAAGAUGUAUUAUAUGUCGUGAAAUAGUCUUUUACUAACAAUCUGUUUAAUGAAAUGUAUAGAAAUGUAUAUAUGAAGUUUCGUUGAUAUAGACAUUA
This is a messenger RNA of Dreissena polymorpha, 711 nucleotides long. RefSeq lists its product as uncharacterized. The coding region runs from base 230 to 595 and encodes 121 amino acids. NCBI's taxonomy places the organism in Eukaryota, Metazoa, Mollusca, Bivalvia, Myida, Dreissenidae. The transcript has 5 exons. The record is from RefSeq and is a predicted model, not a curated record.